Messenger RNA from Harpia harpyja (harpy eagle), 6008 nucleotides. It is a transcript of the gene SV2C, whose product is annotated as synaptic vesicle glycoprotein 2C. Gene Ontology annotation, molecular function: transmembrane transporter activity. The transcript has 13 exons. Lineage: Eukaryota; Metazoa; Chordata; Aves; Accipitriformes; Accipitridae. Gene Ontology annotation, cellular component: membrane. Gene Ontology annotation, biological process: chemical synaptic transmission; transmembrane transport. Bases 479 to 2662 code for a protein of 727 amino acids. The record is from RefSeq and is a predicted model, not a curated record.
UCUCUGGCCGCUGCCUGCGGCGGGGAUCGCCCUCCCCGCACUCCCACGCCUUCAAUUACUGAUGGUGGCGGCCGCCGCCCGCGCCGUGCCUCCGCGCCUCGCCCGCCCGCUCCCCCUCUCUCUAGAGCCCCGGCACUGCCGCAGAGGCUUCACCGCAACGCGAAGCCCACACCGCCACUCCGGUCCGCCCCUCCUCUGGUCUGUCACGCUCGGCGGCUCCUCCGGGAGCGGGAGGCUCCUCGCUCCCCGCCCCGCAGCCGCACGCCGCGAGCAGGAGGCAGGCGGCCGCGGGAGCGCAGGGAGCCGGGAACGCCCGGCCGCGCCGCGGCUCUCCGCCGCCUGCCCCGCCGGUCGGUUGAAUAUUACAGCUUCACAUGUACUUGGGCUUUUUCUACUGAUGUCCAACGCACAACAGAUAGUCUAAACGGUAUUUAGCAGGUCCCUCUGCAGCAUAACGGCAAUCUUUCUUUGAUACAAGAUGGAAGAAACAUACAAAGACAGGACUUCAUUAAUGAAAGGGGCAAAAGAUAUUGCCAAAGAAGUGAAGAAGCAAGCAGUGAAAAAAGUGAAUAAAGCUGUUGACAGAGCUCAGGAUGGCUACACACAGAGGUCCUACAACCGAUUCCAGGAUGAGGAAGAUGAUGAUGAUUACUAUGUCCAAGGAGGAAAUUAUGGUGUAGAAGCUAAUGAUGAUGAAGGAUCAAGUGAAGCAACUGAAGGGCAUGAUGAAGAUGAUGAAAUUUAUGAAGGGGAGUAUCAGGGAAUCCCUAAUAUGGGGCAGGGCAAGGAUGGCAUGGUGGCCUUAGGUCAGCCUAUGCGUGAUGAAUAUAAGGAUCGUCAUGAACUGGAAACAGAGAGGAAAGCUGAUGAAGAAGAGCUAGCACAGCAGUACGAACUGAUAAUACAAGAAUGCGGCCAUGGUCGUUUCCAGUGGGCCCUCUUCUUUGUUUUGGGAAUGGCCUUAAUGGCUGAUGGGGUCGAAGUUUUUGUAGUUGGAUUUGUAUUGCCCAGUGCUGAAACAGACAUGUGUAUACCCAAUUCUGGAUCAGGAUGGCUUGGUAGCAUAGUGUACCUUGGGAUGAUGGUGGGGGCAUUCUUCUGGGGAGGCUUGGCAGACAAGGUGGGAAGGAGACAGUCACUCCUGAUAUGCAUGUCUGUCAAUGGAUUCUUUGCCUUCCUUUCAUCAUUUGUCCAGGGCUAUGGCUUCUUCCUCUUCUGUCGCUUGUUUUCUGGAUUUGGGAUCGGUGGAGCUGUGCCAACAGUCUUCUCCUAUUUUUCGGAAGUGCUUGCUCGGGAGAAACGAGGCGAACACCUGAGUUGGCUCUGUAUGUUUUGGAUGAUUGGCGGCAUCUACGCUUCUGCAAUGGCUUGGGCAAUAAUUCCUCAUUAUGGAUGGAGUUUCAGCAUGGGCUCUGCCUACCAGUUCCACAGCUGGCGAGUAUUUGUGAUCGUCUGCGCACUGCCCUGUGUCUCUUCUGUGGUAGCCCUCACCUUUAUGCCAGAAAGCCCGCGGUUCUUGCUGGAGGUUGGAAAACAUGAUGAAGCUUGGAUGAUACUCAAGCAAAUUCAUGACACAAACAUGCGAGCUCGUGGUCAGCCUGAGAAAGUCUUCACAGUAAACAGAAUCAAAACUCCAAAGCAAAUAGACGAGCUCAUAGAAAUCGAGAGCGAUACAGGAACUUGGUACAGGAGGUGUUUCGUUAGAAUUCGCACAGAGCUAUAUGGUAUUUGGUUGACGUUUAUGAGAUGUUUCAACUAUCCGGUGAAGGAUAAUACGAUCAAACUUACAGCUGUAUGGUUCACCCUGUCUUUUGGCUACUACGGCUUAUCUGUCUGGUUUCCUGAUGUCAUUAAACAUCUGCAGUCAGACGAGUACGCGUCCCGAGUGAAACAUUUCCGCAAUGAGGAGGUUUCACAUUUCGUCUUCAACUUCACACUGGAAAAUCAGAUUCACAGCAAUGGAGAAUACAUCAAUGACAGGUUUAUUAUGAUGAAGUUUAAAUCAGUAACCUUUGAAGAUUCACUUUUUAAGAACUGUGUGUUUGAAGACAUUACUUCACUGAACACAUACUUCAGGAACUGUACUUUCAUCAAUACCACCUUCUACAACACAGAUCUCGAGCAAUAUAAAUUUGUUGACAGCGAAUUGAUAAACUGCACAUUUUUCCACAUCAGGACAGGAUGUCAGAUUUCUUUUGAUGAUGACUACAGUGCCUACUGGAUUUACUUUGUUAAUUUCCUGGGAACAUUGGCAGUGUUACCAGGGAAUAUUGUGUCCGCUCUCCUGAUGGAUAGAAUUGGACGGUUAACGAUGUUAGGUGGUUCCAUGGUUCUCUCUGGCAUCAGCUGUUUUUUCCUGUGGUUUGGGACCAGUGAAUCUAUGAUGAUAGGUAUGCUAUGCCUCUACAACGGCCUCACCAUCUCAGCAUGGAACUCUCUAGACGUCAUUACUGUGGAGCUGUAUCCUACAGACAGAAGGGCAACAGGCUUUGGCUUUUUGAAUGCACUAUGCAAAGCAGCAGCUGUACUUGGAAACUUAAUAUUUGGUUCCCUUGUUGGUAUCACCAAAGCAAUCCCUAUUCUCCUUGCUUCUACUGUUCUAGUGUGUGGAGGUCUGGUAGGACUUCGGCUUCCUGACACAAGAACCCAGGUGUUGAUGUAGCUGGAAAAAGCCAUUUACUAUUUAUUUCCUUCUGUGUACAAAUGUCAACUCUCCUGACCGAUGGUGCAAAGGCUUCAGAUUCUCAACACUUAGUAGAGUGCUCAAAUGUCAGAAAUCAAACUCAAAAGAUACUUUGGAGCGGCAGAGAUUUAGCAACCUCUGUAUGAAAGUUUUAAAUGUCACUUUGGUUUGCUUGCAUACAUUGCUAUUCAAACCCACUUAACUUCAAACUGCAAAGCUACCUCUUAAAACACUUUCGGUCACAUAUCCAGUAAAGUAAAAAACAUACUAAUAAUGAGAUAUUUAAAAUGCAAGCAGUCAUAUUAUUUAAAAAAUACAUGCUAAAUUUGGCCAUGGCAUUGUGAGCUUUUGUAACAGUACAGACAUGCAAGUCAACUACUUCACAGUGUUGGUGCAGAGAAUGUUAAUAUAUCAAUGCAUGCAGCAUUAAUCAGGAAGCUCUGCAGACCACAACAGGACUGAGAAUACUGACCUUCUGCAGCUGUGCUUAGAUGGAAAACUUGUGGCAAUGCCUCUUUCUUGGGAAAUCUUUUUAGGUAGAUUCAGUCUAAAGUAAAGAUUACCAUCUACACCCCUUAUUUGCUGAGGAGAAGGCAACAGCUACUGCAGGGAGAUUAAAAGCCCAUAUGGGUAAGCAGCAAAGAGAAUAACAAAAUAAACUUUCACUCUUUGCUGCUGAUCCUCCAGAAAAAUUUUAUUUUCUUCUCACUUGUGGCAUCUGGAAUAUUUUUGCCAUUUUAAAACAGUGGAUUUGUCUUAAUCCAGGAGUGAAUCAAUACAAAUGUUUAUGUUGUCGUAAAUAUGAAUGAAGGAAGAAUCAGGCCAGUGAACUAUAUGAAAAGGAAGAUGCUUUCAGAAGUGUGUUUGGUAUUUACACUUCUAAUGUAUUUUUCUUUGUCGCAGAUUGGUUAUAAAAAUACAUGGCCAUAGAAUGCCACCUAGUAAAUUUCAUCAGAUCAUACCUUCAAUAUAGAGUAUAAUGUAAUUAAAACAUCUCAAAAGAUUUUUUUAAAUAUCAGAACAAUGAAAAGCAAUAAAAACACCUUCAUUAUUUUCACAGUUUAUACAUUUCUUUAUAUAAUUAUUUUCUCAGCUGAUUUUUAGUAGUUCUAGAGAUAUCUCACCAUUUAACACUUUCAUAUAUCUCUGAAAGGCCAUUAAGAAAGAAGCCAUGGCAAGGCUGCAGGAAGUGGUAAUGCUUUUAUUAGACCAGGAGCAAGGAUGGAGAGUAAAUGGUAGUAAAUAUAUUUCUUCUAAGUGAUAUGCUGUGGACUGUUCUGGAUUUCAGUAAAGAGUUCCCCACCAGUCCUACUGUUGUACAAAAGGCUGUGGGAUCACUUUAAAAUGUUAGCGUUAAAAAUUUAGUACAAAUACAUUUAUAAAAUUAGCAAACAAAAGGGGCAGAUCCUCUGGUGAAAGAAACUGGCAUUGCUUUCAGUGCAGCUAAGAAAACUUGUAUCAGCUGAUGAACUAUCUGCAGUUUCAAGUUUCAAAGAACAAAUUUGGUAUAAAACAUAAGGAAAAAUUUAUCAGUAUUUUUUCUAAUUAUGUCUGACAACAUUUAUUAGGUGGUUGAAUCAUUGCCAAAGAAAUUAGGCUCUCAGAUAAGGUCAUUGUGUAGUAAGACAGAUUUUUUUUUUCAUUAAUUUUUCUUUUGCUUGUAUAUGUCAACUUAGCUUUGGGUAGUAAUAUCCAUCACUUCAUUCUGUGUCAGUCAUUGUCUUAGUCAUAUUCAAAGAGUCAGUAAAAGUCCACCUAAGAAGAUAAUUCAUUACAUUUAAAGUUCACUGUUUAAUUUACUGAUCCUAGAAGUUACAUUUUUCAGUUACUAACAAAUGCCUACGAUACACAUUGUAGCACCAAAAUGUUAGCACAAGAUGUGUUUUUCUGCUAGUAAUAAAUGGGAAAAGUGGCUGAAUUUAAAAAGCAUGAGUAUGGAAAACUAGUGGACAUUUUUCUGAUGUUGAUAAUUUAAAUAUAAUACAGUAAGAAACAAAGUUUAAGAAGUAUGUUUAUUUUGGAAUAUAAACAGUCAAGAUAUUUGAGAUGAAAUAUUUUAUAUUUAAAUCUGACUUAAACAUGUUUUUUAAAUUUCUAAACUAUGUUUAAAAAAAAAGGAGGAAGAAUUAUUUUUCACCAAGUUCCAGGUUAAGAACAAAAUACCGGCAUUAGUUUUGCAUCUGUGGCUUUUGUCCACUAGUGAUAGGCUUAGUAUUCUUUCAAGGCUGUUUUCUCCAAUAAGAAUUAUAUUUGAGCCUUGUUUCUCUGUGCCAUUCAUUAGCAGCAUGUGUCCACCUCCUUGUACUUACUGCACAACUUAUUUUGAAAUCUGAAGCCUCUGUACGUGUUUGGAGUAAACAUCAACAGCAAUGGGAAAAUAUUACAUUGUCUUGCUAUGCACUGUCCGCUUGAAGUAUAUUCUGUCCAACUCUGUAUGUAAUUCCAAAGAACAUCCAGAUCCAACACAUCAUGCCACCUGACCAGUGUGGAGGAAAUGAGCCACAGAAAAAUAAGGUUCAACUUUUGAGGGCUACGGGUCAAGGUUAACACACUAAAAGCUCAUUACACGUAAAAUUAUGCUGAUUUCAAUGUGGGUUAUUAUUGUAAAUCUUGACUAUGUCAUAAGUAUGUGAUUAAGUCUGGAUGAAGUGGAAUAUAGCAACAGGAAUUAAUAAAGGUGAACAAAAUUCCCAACUACAUGAACCUUGCAUGGUCCAGAGUUAGAGUGAAUGUUCUAAGGUAGGAGAAGGAAAAAAGAAUUAUAGUGGGAAGGAAAGCGGGGACACAUAAAUGGAAGAGAUGAACAAAGAAAAAAUCCACUAACAUUGCCAACAUAUUGAACAAAACCUAAAGCUAGAAUUUCCCUAGCUGGUGAGCCAGUUGGCUCAACAGAUUUGAACUAAUGCACAAGCCAGCAUUAAAACUGUUUGAACAAUCAAUUUUGGGGGCUUAAAUGCAGUAAAGAUUUAUCUCAUAAAGACAAAAGAAAUUAAUGCAAUUUCAGGCUAUAAAUACUUGGUUAGAUAGGUACAAUCCACAGGCUGGAACAGAAACAAUCUGUGGCGCUCUGGACACAAACGUUACUUAUGUUAUAAGCAAAAGUGAUUUGAUUGGUCUUUAGUGAGUCUGUCUUUUUUUGCAGCUUCCAAAGCAAUCUCAGGUAACAAAUAUUGGGCAGUAGGAAUUGUACUUCCUUUCUGUCUAUGUUCACUUAUAUCUCACAUAAAGAAUCACUUAGUGGCCUGGUUAGAUCCCUGAUACACCACAGAGAACCGAACUUGAUAGCAUUUGUGUAUCAGAACUUUCAAACAUAUAAUCAAAACUG